ACACACAGUCACAUACACACACACACACUUUAACAAAUGACCUGCCAUUGUGAGUGAUCGUUGUGCCAAGGGCGGAGCUUAAAUGGCUACAGUUUGCUGUUAUUAGACGAAGACAAGCUGUAAAUGGUGGCUUAAUGGUCAAAGAAAAUAAGCAAACAACCCUCAAAACACAAAAGGCAAAUGCGAGCUCGCUCGCACCGCCAGAGCAUGCCAGGGGUGGUGCAAAAAACAACCCCUAACCACCGGUGUGUCUAUAUAAAGUGCAUGGCACAGCCCUAACAGCUAACCAGUAACGCUCAGACUCCGAUCGUGUGAGGUGUUCGCCACGCAUACAUACACAAAAUCCCAAGCAACUCAAUCCAACAGAAAUGUCGCGUUCUUUCCUCAUGGACUCGCUGCUCAGCGAUAUGCCACCGCUCAAGAAGAACAAGGAACCACUUGGAUCACCCACGGCCAAUGUUACCGCCGCCGCCGUGGCUGCCACAGCUGCAGCAGCUGCAAUGCUACCGGGCAUACCAAUGUUACCAUAUCCAGCUAGCUAUGUGGGCAGCUAUCUAUUCUCACUCGGUAUACAACAACAGCAACAACAGCAGCAACAACAACAACAACAGCAACAGCAUCAAGCGGCGGCUGCAGCAGCGGCUGCCGCUGUCCUUAAGCAUCCCCACGGAUCACUUUAUCAUCCUUAUGCACAGUUCUUUGCAUCCAACAAGCGCAAGUCGAGUGGCUUUGGCAACUAUGAUGACUGCUAUCCAUCGCCACCACUCUCGGCCAAUGCCAUUGGACCUGGCAGCAGCCACACACAACAGACUCUGCCGCCGACGGCUGUCUACGGCUUAACUGGUGGUCUGCCUGUGCACGAGGCUGGAGCUUUCUGUACCUCACCAUCGGCAUCAUCGAGUGCCUCAUUGGAUUUUGCCAAUGCCGAAGAGCCGCAAACGAAACGCUUCAAACACGAGUCCUCCUGCUCGCCCGUCAGUUCACCCAUUAAAUCUCAGGGAGCUAGUCUGGAGAUUACACCACUGAUCAAUGACUAUGCUGAUUCCAGCAAACGCAUCCGCACAGCCUUCACCAGCACUCAGCUAUUGGAGCUGGAGCGUGAGUUCUCCCACAAUGCAUACUUGUCGCGCCUGCGCAGAAUCGAGAUUGCCAACCGGCUGCGACUUUCGGAAAAGCAAGUGAAGAUUUGGUUCCAGAAUCGACGCGUCAAACAAAAGAAGGGCGGCUCCGAGAGUCCCACAUUUAACCUAUCAGCCAACUCAAGCAGCCCACAAACUUCGCCAUCGCCCAAAUGUUGUGAAUUAAAGAUAAGCGCAUAGAAUCAAUUGUUAAUUGAAUGUUAUUUGUACAAACGUUUUUAUUAGUUUUAUUGUCAAAUAGUCUUUAAAUUGUAUAUACUCAUGUUAAAUAGCCUAA
This is a messenger RNA of Drosophila grimshawi, 1416 nucleotides long. Its product is annotated as homeobox protein Hox-B4. Gene Ontology annotation, molecular function: RNA polymerase II cis-regulatory region sequence-specific DNA binding; DNA-binding transcription factor activity, RNA polymerase II-specific. Gene Ontology annotation, biological process: regulation of transcription by RNA polymerase II. NCBI's taxonomy places the organism in Eukaryota, Metazoa, Arthropoda, Insecta, Diptera, Drosophilidae. The transcript has a single exon. Gene Ontology annotation, cellular component: nucleus. The record is from RefSeq and is a predicted model, not a curated record. The coding region runs from base 369 to 1319 and encodes 316 amino acids.